Molecule: messenger RNA, 4265 nt
Organism: Solenopsis invicta (red fire ant)
Lineage: Eukaryota; Metazoa; Arthropoda; Insecta; Hymenoptera; Formicidae
Gene: hop
Product: tyrosine-protein kinase hopscotch
Exons: 13
Coding region: 398-3817 (1139 amino acids)
Biological process (GO): peptidyl-tyrosine phosphorylation; cell surface receptor signaling pathway via JAK-STAT; cytokine-mediated signaling pathway
Cellular component (GO): cytosol; cytoskeleton
Molecular function (GO): non-membrane spanning protein tyrosine kinase activity; cytokine receptor binding; ATP binding
Source: RefSeq, a predicted model, not a curated record
ACGUCGGGAUGACCGCUCUCAGUCUUGUUGAUCUUUUCUCUGCCCCUGCUCCGAUACUUGUAAAGAUUGCCACAUAAAAAAACAUCCAAAUAGAAAAGUUCAGUAUAAGUGUUCCGACCGAUGGAAUAGAUUCGAACACUCAUUCCAUCGAAGAGAUAACAAUAUUAAUAUCGAAUAUUUUAUCGGUCAUGAUGUGUGUGCAUUAUGUUAUUAUCAUUGAAUAACUUCAGGUAGUAAUCUUGAUUCUGCACAAGUGCAGAGUAAUGAGUAGUGCAGAUGGCCGAAUUCGCUAUAUUUGUCACACAUGAUAAACAAAAAACAAAUCGGUGUGCAUUGGAUGUCGAGGGUUGCUGUAAGAUGUAAUAUUCCUGGCGAGGUCGACGACUUGUAAAUUAAUAUGGAUGACGAUCCGCGACUGUCACAUUAUGUUUACAUUUAUAUGGCUAACAGGGAUAAACCAUUGAAAUUUGCAUUUAUUGUUGGUGAAACUAUCGAAGACCUGUGUAUAAAGGUAUGCAAUACCUUCAAGAUAAAUCCUUUAGCAAGACAUUUAUUUGCAUUGCAAAGUUAUUCUUCAAAACUAUGGUUUCCUUGUGGUCACAUACUGGAAGAAGACUCCGAGAAAUACAGAUUCAAUUUUCGCUUAAGAUUCAAGCCGUCCAGUAUGGAUAGACUGAGAGAGAUAGAUUUAAAUGCAUAUAAUUAUUAUUUUGAGCAAGUUCGAAAAGAUGUAUUGGAUAAUAAAGUACCUGACAUAGUUUAUGAAAAACAUAAACAUGAACUAAUUGGCCUAGGAGUUAGCGAUAUGUACAGGGUGAUGCUCGAAGAAGAACUUCCACGAGAAAUUGUAGAAUCAGAAUAUAAGAAAUAUAUACCUAAGGAAUGCAUAAAAAGGCAUGCCUUUUUUAUUAGAAAACCUAUUCAUAAUGCACUUACGAAGUUAUCUGGAUAUGACGCUGCAUAUGUCAAGGAACAGUAUUUGAAGCAAUUUGAACGUAUGGCUCCGAAUUAUCCAUAUGAAGAAUACACGGCAUUAAUGGAUAAAGAUGUUCCUAAUCUAAGAGUUAAGGUCUUGCUUAGGGUUACUAUAGAGCAAGUAAAAUACUGUGAGAUUGACAUUGGUACUUGGAAAACGAUUUGUAGGAUAGAGGACAUUUCCACUCUUUCUAUAGGAAAGAACAAUACUGUGUUAAUUGGGAGGAGAACUGGCAUACCAUUAUGCGUACAAUUUGAAACAAAAGCGAUUUUGUUGUCUUUCGUAUCUGCGCUAGAUGGUUAUUAUCGCUUAUCAGUUAAGUGGAAUUUUAAUCUCUGUAGUGGUGAUGCUAGUAUUAUCACGCCUUCAUUAGAGAGAUUACAGAAAUUAAGGUGCCAUGGACCAGUUGGAAAAGACUUUUCGUACACGAAGCUUAAGGAAAAAUGUGCCAACGAACCGGGAAGUUACAUACUUCGUGAGAGUGAAACCGAGUACUGUGUUUAUUACAUCGACGUUUACAACAAAGACGGAACUAUAUCUUCAGAAAGAGUAGUGCAGACUAAACCUGAUAAAUUUGCAAUGACAAAUAGUAUGCAGGUGUACGAAUCUCUGAGGCAUUUAAUUUCUUCAUUCCAAAAUCCAAAUGAAUCUAUAUACCUUGGGAAAUGUUUAGGAUUUUCAGAAUAUGACAAAUCAAAAUUAUUACUUUGCACUUCGGAGAACGUCGUAAACGAAGUAGCGGCAGAUGAAGAGAUAAUUACCACUUUAUUGCAAGGUGGACCGCGAUGCGUACCAUGGAAUGAGUUGCAGGUAUACAAAGCGAUCGAUGAGGAUUUGACUUGUACCACGACAAUGACGAGUUUGCAUCGAGCUAUAUGGCGAGUUGCUAAAGGCAAGAAGCUCGAAGUUAUGAUGAAGAUACUCAAGACGGAGGAAAAUAAUUAUACCAAAGAAUUUUUAGAAUUGGUUGGCAAAUGGAGCCAAUUGCGAUCGGGGGCUCUAGUUAGAUUGUAUGGCAUAACUGUAGCGCCGACGAUUGGAAUGCUACUUGAGCUGGUAAAUUUGGGCUCGCUGGACAAAUACCUGUGCAGCAAUAGUAAGUCUGUACUAACAGUCGACAUGGUGGAAGCUACCGUCUGUCUGGCAACAGCUCUAUGGCAUUUGGAGGAGAAUCGUGUAAUUCAUGGAAAUAUAAGAUGUCGGAACGUUCUCGUGCAUUCGCAUACAGAUAACAGCUUCAUUGUCAAAUUGGGAGAUCCCGGUCUCUUCACUUAUACCGAGGACGACAUAUAUUGGAUACCGCCAGAAUUUUACGAGGAUUUCGCAUCUGCAAAAUAUAGCCUUCAAGCGGAUAUAUGGGCGUUAGCAACAACUAUUUGGGAGAUAUUUUCCAGAGGAGCAACUCCACCUAAAUAUCACAAAAUUCAUACUGUUAAAAUGUAUUAUAAAUGUGGAAAUCGACUGCUUUCUCCUAAGGAUUGUCCUAAUGAAAUCUAUAAAUUAAUGUUGGAAUGCUGGGGCAAAAAUAAUUCUAUAAGGAAACAGCCUCAGGCAAUCAUGCGAGAUAUUAACCAAAUUCUAUAUGAAGUAUACAACGCUCGAAGAACUCAUACUUAUGCUACUAUAUGCCCCAAACUGUUCAAAGAAAUCGAUGGAAACAAUGAUGAAAAUGGCAGUAUUUAUACAGAAGAAAGCAAAUCGAAUAGUGAAUCACAAACGAGUUUAGUUACUGAUUACACCAAUAUUACUUGGAAUGAUCAUGAUCAUGUUACAGAACAGCUGGUUAGUUACCAGAAUCAAGACAGCAAUAAUAGGGAUGAAUUGUCGUUUUAUCUGCGUUGGCUAAACAGCGAAUUGUACAAAAUGCCAAUUGGGGGUAACGGUAGCGAUUGCGGUCCAAGUUGUGAAGAUAGCGCAGGCAAAACCAACAAAAGUAAAAUUAAUGACAAAGCUGGCAACAGCAAAGACAGCUCCCAAUGGCAGCGUACCUAUGAAAUAAAUGAAAACUUGGACGUGAUCCUACAAGGACGCAUAGGUGAAGGUUUUUACGGUGAAGUGUACAAGGGUACGCUCAGGAGGCGCAACGGUAAGGAAGUUGACUCGGAACAGGAUGUGGCCGUUAAGAAGCUCAAAACGCAAGAGGAUUCAGAAAAUGUGCUUGAUUUCGAGAGGGAAAUUAAAAUCAUGGAGAGGCUCAAACAUCCAAACAUCGUGAAAAUUCUGUGCUCAGUGGAUCGAAUUUUGGUGAUGGAAUUCAUCCAAUAUGGCUCGUUGUUGAGUUAUCUAAGCUCGCAUCGGUUUAGCCUCGCAUAUAAAACACUAUUAGGCUUCGCUCUAGACAUCGUCGCAGGCAUGGAGUAUCUCGGCAGUAUGAAUAUUGUUCACAGAGAUUUGGCAGCAAGAAACAUCUUAGUAGCGAACGAGGAUCGAGUGAAAAUUAGCGACUUCGGUCUUGCGCAAGUGAUAGCUGCGAGUGAUUAUUAUGUUUUUAAAACCCUUCGUAAUAUUCCAAUAAAAUGGUAUGCACCGGAGAGUUUGAGGCAUAAUAAAUUCUCAACGCGUUCGGACGUAUGGUCAUUCGGCGUGACGAUGUACGAGGUUUUCAGCUACGGCGUCGAUCCACAAUUAUCAAUUAGAACGGAUGAGAAAGAAAUCUUAAUGACAACUAUAACCGACCUGCUGAACGCAUUAGAACGUGGUCACCGUCUUCCGUGCCCAGCUAACUGUCCACAAGAAAUUCAUAGGAAACUGAUGCUCUCAUGUUGGCAGCUAAACAGUCAUGAAAGACCGAUUUUCGCCAAUUUACGCGAAGAUAUCGAGCAGCUGCUUUGUAAUUAUUAGAACAUUUCUUUACCAAUCGUCUGUUGUUAUUUUAGAAAUACAUGACAUAACCCAGUCGUGAUUCUUGAACAGCCCUAUGAAAUUUAGUACUUUUUAGCGUCCAUGUGAUGUCGCCAUGACGUUGAUAACAUACAUUCAGCUCUGUCAAUAUACAUUUUGUUAUGGGUUUCACACUGUUACACACUCUUGUGUAUUUUACACGAUAAAGCUGCAAAAUAUAAAUAAGAUUGAAUGUUGCCAGCACCGAAUAAUAACUUGACGUCAUUAAAUGAACACUCAUAUGGAAAUAUGGGGGUUUCAUAGAGCUGUUCUUAUAUUAAUGGAAGAUUCUUUGAUAAGUCAACAGUUAACUUAUUUUUUGCAAAAAACCGUUUUUAUUGUUUAUGAAGAAUUAUAUAUAAAUAUAAUACCUACGUGUGUGUAUAUACAUAUACAUACAUACAUAUAU